AUGGGCCUCGGAGUUGGCGGGUUGCCAUUCAUCGGCCUGGUCCUGGGCGAGAUCGCCGGCAGCACGUUCGUGCUGUCGCUGCAGCCCUCGUACGCGCGCAAACUGGAGGCGAACAACAACGUGCCCGUGCCUGAAUGGCGUCUUCCGCCUUGCAUCGUGGGUGGCGUGGCGUUUGCCGGCGGCUUGUUCUGGUAA
This is a messenger RNA of Aspergillus melleus, 195 nucleotides long. RefSeq lists its product as uncharacterized. Bases 1 to 195 code for a protein of 64 amino acids. The record is from RefSeq and is a predicted model, not a curated record. The transcript has a single exon. Lineage: Eukaryota; Fungi; Ascomycota; Eurotiomycetes; Eurotiales; Aspergillaceae.